AACGUUAACAGCAACAACAGCAACAACAACAACAACAACACUUAUUAUUAUGCCUCUACCACCACCGCCGUCUCUUCCUCCUCCACCCCCUCUUCUUACAAACACACAUUUUAUACUCUUGCAUUGCUUGUUAAUAUGAAAGUGCAACCAAGCCGAUCCGGACUUUUUUUAAGCAAAGUGAAAAAAAUAAUAUUACACCGGUUUCAUUGUUCUACUAUUGGAAAAAAAAAAUUAAUGUCCCGAGGGUUUUUUUGUUUAGCAAUAUCUGUUCCACUGCAAACCUUUCACAUUCUACUGCAAACUAGUCAAAGAUCGUCUGCUGACAUGUUUUGAUGUGGAUAUCAAGUAAUUUCUUCGCUGUUUCAACAUCGUCGGCUGCCCUCGAUUCUCUCUCCUCUUCCUACUACUCCAUAUCCAGCUGUGUCGGUCCUAUCUACCUGUCCAGUCCUCCACGAGUCGGUACAUGGGUAUUAAGAGCUGGACAGGUAGAUAGGACACUUUGGUGUCACUGACCAAAUAUUGACUGUACAACUGUAAAUGGCCACACAGCAGACCAUGGACAAAUUCUCUCCUGAUUCGGUGCUUUCCAGCAACAUGCUCGGAAAGUUCCAGCUAACGAUGGCAAACAACAUACAGCAGCAGCAGCAACAGCAGCAGCAGCCACCUCAACAGCAGCAACAGCAACAACAACAGCAGCAGCAGCAGCAACCUCCAAGAAUGGCAGAGGUGGAUGAGAAGCCAUUCCAGAACCAGUCCUACAUGAACCAGUUUACCCAGGGUUACUACUUACAGACCCACGGCAUUUUGCACCCCAACGAAAAACUUUUCAGUCCCGAUAUUUACGGGAAGCAGUUUGUUCAGAAUUCUUAUUUACACACACAACCAGAACGCAUGCACACCAUCGAGAAGGCUGCACCAGAAAAUAAUCUUUGUCUCAAACAACCUCAGCCAGUUUUGAACAAGAUUCCACCCCCGGCACCAAAGACGUUACCCCCACUAGCCCCUCCUUCCCUUCCCCAUACUACCAUGUCAUCAACGAGGACGACGGAGAAAGCGUUCCAUUGUGAGCUUUGCCCCAAGCAGUUUGCACGACGCAACACAUUGCAGUUGCACCAGAGGAUACACACGGGGGAGAAACUGUUCCAAUGUAAUUUCUGUGCCAAACAUUUUGUCCACAAGGACAAACUUCAGAUCCACGAACGAAUUCACACUGGGGAGAAGCCGUUCCAGUGUGAAUUUUGCCCCAAACGAUUUUCACGCAACGAUAAGCUGAAGAUCCAUCGAAGCACCCACACGGGUGAGAGGCCUUUUCAUUGUAACUACUGUCCGAAGCAAUUUGUCCAGAAGGACAAAUUACUUAUCCACGAGCGGACACAUACAGGUGAAAAGCCCUUUCACUGUGACCUUUGCCCCAAACAGUUUGCUCGGAGUGACCGACUACAGAUCCAUCGAAGAACCCACACUGGAGAAAAGCCAUUCCACUGCGACCUUUGUCCGAAACAGUUUGUUCAAAGAUGUUACUUGAAAAUCCAUCGAAGAAUCCAUACGGGCGAGAAACCGUUUCCUUGCGAAUAUUGCCCGAAGGAGUUUGCCAGAAAGGACAAGCUACAGAUCCACACGAGGAGCCAUACUGGCGAGAAGCCUUUUCAAUGCGACAUUUGCAGGGAGCAAUUCAUGAAGAAAGCUCAACUGGUGUCGCACCAGAAAUCAUCGCAUACCGUUUUGGAGAAGCCGUUUCAGUGUGAUUUAUGCAUGCAGCAGUUUGCAGAACGUGACGAACUGCAGCUGCACCGGAGCACUCACCUCGUAACGCCACAGUUACCUAAUGACCUUGACAUUAAGCCGUUUGCUCUGAUACACGAGCUGGAGAACCAGAAACGACUGCAAGGGUCGGUGCGGAAUAACUUUUUGAAACCAACAUCCUGUAAAAACAUCAAGGAGUACACUCCAAUGAGCACACUUCUUUGGCAAUCAAUUCAUCCAUGAAAAAAACAACACCCCCACCCAAAACAAACCCCCCCACA
Octopus sinensis (East Asian common octopus) is the source of this 2024-nucleotide messenger RNA. RefSeq names its product zinc finger protein OZF-like. Gene Ontology annotation, biological process: regulation of transcription by RNA polymerase II. The record is from RefSeq and is a predicted model, not a curated record. NCBI's taxonomy places the organism in Eukaryota, Metazoa, Mollusca, Cephalopoda, Octopoda, Octopodidae. The transcript has 2 exons. Bases 538 to 1986 code for a protein of 482 amino acids. Gene Ontology annotation, molecular function: DNA-binding transcription factor activity; RNA polymerase II cis-regulatory region sequence-specific DNA binding.